Molecule: messenger RNA, 1404 nt
Organism: Miscanthus lutarioriparius
Lineage: Eukaryota; Viridiplantae; Streptophyta; Magnoliopsida; Poales; Poaceae
Source: the annotation of a GenBank genome assembly
AUGGAAGGCUCCACCGGCGGUUUCCGUGUCGUGUCCAGACGUGCGGUCCGGCCAGAGCCGGCAAGCUCGCCGGACGUCGUGCCGUCGGAGGCGCCCCGGAUCAUGCAGCUGACGCCGUGGGAUCUCCAGUACAUUUCGGUGCACUACAUCCAGAUGGGUGUCCUUCUGCCCAAGAAGAUCCAGGCAACAGCAGGAAGCAGCGCACUCGCCGACGAACUCGCCUCGUCGUUCGCGCGUGCCCUGGGCCGCUUCUACCCUCUGGCCGGCCGCUUCGUCGUCACGGAGAUGUCCGGUGCGUGUCUCACCGUGUCGCUUUGCAGCAACAACGACGGGGCCGAGUUCGUACACGCGGUGGCGCCAGAGGUUUCUGUGAGCGACGUCACCACCCCGCGCUACUUCCCGCCGGUUCUGCGGUCCUUCUUCCCGUGGAACGGGAUGCUGUGUGGCGACGCGAUGCUGGAGCCCCGCCCUGUCGUGGCCGCACAGGUCGCCGAGCUCGCCGACGGCAUGUUCGUCGCCUUGUCGCUCAACCACGCCGCCGCCGACGGCACCACGUUCUGGCACCUGUUCAACACCUGGUCAGAGAUCCACCGCAGCGGUGGCCACGGCUGCGAGCUGUCCGCGCCGCCGCCGGUGCUCGGCAGAUGGUUCCCCGACACAUGCCCCGUACCGGUCACUCUGCCCUUCAGGAACAUGGAGGACAUCGUCCGGCGCGUCGAGGUCCCGCCAGUACGCGAGUGCUUCUUCCAUCUCUCCGCGGCGAGCGUAAGGAACCUCAAGGCAAAGGCAAACGCCGAGAUGAACGUGACGGCGGUGCAGCCGCAAGCCGCCACCAUCUCCUCGCUGCAGGCCGUGCUUGCGCACCUCUGGCGCGGCGCGUGCCGAGCCCGGCGCCUGCCGCCGGACCGGGAGACGACCUGCCGGCAGCCCGUGGGAUGCCGAGGGAGGGUGCACGGCGUGCCGCAGCACUACAUGGGCAGCGCCGUGGCGCGUGGCGUGGCCAAGUGCACCGUCGCCCAUGUCCUGCGGGACAAAGGGCUGGGCUGUGCGGCGUGGCUGCUCACCCAGGCCGUGGCGUCCUUCGACGAGGCCAAGACGAGGGACGCGCUCGCGUCCUGGCAUCAGAAGCCACACAUCCUGUACCCGGAGGCGUCCGGCGACGGCGAUCCUGCAGAUAUCGUGGUUGCGUCCUCGACGCGGUUCGACGUCUAUGGCAACGACUUCGGGUGGGGCACGCCGAUCGCCGUUCGGAGUGGCGCCGGGAACAAGAUGGACGGCUUGGUGACCGUGUACCCGGGGCGUGAUGGUGGUGGGAGCAUGGGGGUGGAGGUGUGCAUGUCUCCGGAAGCGCUCGCCAGGUUGACUGUGGACAGGGAAUUCAUGGAGGUAGUGGACAUGGCGUGA